AUGGCGUUCAAGGUGGCUACCUUCUGGCAGGCUCCUGAGCUCAAUCCUGUCAAUGGAAAGGCCCGUUCGAUCCCAGUCCUUAACCCGCUCGACAGACAUGGCCGUGUCUUUUUCUUCUCUUGGCUCGGUUUUAUGGUUGCGUUCCUAUCCUGGUACGCCUUUCCACCUCUGUUGACCUUGACCAUCAAGAAGGAUCUCAAUCUCACUCCGACUGAGAUUGCCAACUCCAAUAUUGUUGCUCUUGCAUCCACUCUAUUCGUUCGCGUUGUAUCCGGUCCUUCGUGUGACUACUUUGGCCCAAAAGUCACCUUCGCUGCCUGCCUCCUCCUCGGUGCCAUCCCCUCCGCCCUCGCCGGCACAGUCACCACCGCCAAUGGCCUUAUGACCCUGCGCUUCUUCAUCGGCGUUCUUGGCGGCACCUUUGUGCCCUGCCAGGUGUGGACGACCAGCUUCUUUGACAAGAACGUUGUCGGCACCGCCAACGCCCUCACCGCCGGAUGGGGCAACGCCGGCGGCGGCAUCACCUACUUCAUCAUGCCCACCAUUUUUGACUCCCUCGUGGAGCACCAGCAUCUCACGCCCCAUGUCGCCUGGCGCGUCGCCUUUGUUGUACCGUUCAUCCUCAUCACGUCUAUUGCGCUCGGCAUGAUGCUGCUCUGCGACGACUGCGCGACCGGCAAGUGGUCGGAGCGCCACGACGCCGUCAAGGGCAACCUGCGCCGCCGUGGCCUUCGCACAGCCGCCUCGAGCGCCCGGGAGAAAAGCACCGGCGACUUGGCUGCAUUUUCCGAGCCCACGUCCGACGAUGCCUUGGCCGAGCAGAUGAAGAAUGAGGCCGUCUGCCGAGAGGCCGAGCUCAGCGACCAGGAACUCCUCGACGCUGCCAAUGGCGAAGUCGUCAAGAACCCGACUCUCAAGGACACUCUCAUGGUGACCAUCAGCCCGCAGACUGUCGUGGUUGCUGCCAUCUACAUGUGCUCCUUUGGUGCCGAGCUUGCCAUCAACUCCGUCCUCGGCGCGUAUUACUUCAAGAACUUCAAGGCUCUCGGCCAGACCGGCACCGGUCGUUGGGCCGCCAUGUUCGGUCUUCUCAACGUCGUCUUCCGCCCCCUCGGCGGUGUUGUCUCUGACGCGCUCUACCGCGCCAGCGGCAACGUCUGGUCCAAGAAGAUCUGGCUCUGCUCCCUCGGCGUCGUCUGCGGCGUCUUCCAGAUUGCCAUCGGCGUGACCGACUCUCACUCCAAGUCCACGAUGUUCGGCCUCAUGGCCGGCAUGGCCUUCUUCCUCGAGGCUGGCAACGGCGCCUGCUUCUCCCUCGUGCCGCACGUCCAUCCUGCCGCCAACGGCAUCAUCUCCGGCAUGGCCGGCGCAGCCGGGAACCUCGGCGGCAUCAUCUUUGCCAUCAUCUUCCGCUACCAGGGCGCCGACUACGGCAAGACUUUCUGGGUCAUUGGCGUCAUUACCGUUGCCAUCAACCUGCUCGCGUCCUGGGUCAAACCUCUUCCUGCAGGUCAAAUUGGCGGUCGUUGA
Molecule: messenger RNA, 1530 nt
Organism: Cordyceps fumosorosea ARSEF 2679
Lineage: Eukaryota; Fungi; Ascomycota; Sordariomycetes; Hypocreales; Cordycipitaceae
Product: nitrate transporter CrnA
Exons: 4
Coding region: 1-1530 (509 amino acids)
Biological process (GO): nitrate transmembrane transport; nitrite transport
Cellular component (GO): membrane
Molecular function (GO): nitrate transmembrane transporter activity; nitrite transmembrane transporter activity
Source: RefSeq, a predicted model, not a curated record